Molecule: messenger RNA, 348 nt
Organism: Eruca vesicaria subsp. sativa (arugula)
Lineage: Eukaryota; Viridiplantae; Streptophyta; Magnoliopsida; Brassicales; Brassicaceae
Source: the annotation of a GenBank genome assembly
AUGGGUUUUGGGAUGUUUUCCUCACAACAAGGUAAUAACUUGAAGAAAGUCCUAAGUCAACCCAUAUGCAAAGGGCCAACGGUUAGUAUUCACAAACACAUUGAUAAACCAAAAUUCCGAGCUAAGUCUAGCAUCAGACCAACUCCAAGGAGCUCGACGUUAAUGAAACCUACUGCUAGUCAGCUGUACUGGUUAUCGGUUGGAGCUAAACCAACAGACUCAGUCGAGAACAUGCUCUUCAGGGCCGGUUUGAUUCCUCCAAAGCCUAUGGUUGUAGUAGGUUCCAAGAACGGACAGCAAUCCACCAACCACCAUGUUUCACCCAUUACAGGUGAGAUCUUGAACUAG